This is a messenger RNA of Marmota flaviventris (yellow-bellied marmot), 7036 nucleotides long. The record is from RefSeq and is a predicted model, not a curated record. Lineage: Eukaryota; Metazoa; Chordata; Mammalia; Rodentia; Sciuridae.
GGUUUAUUGAGGGCAGGAUGACAACAUCCAACCUGCCUUGCCCACUUGGGAGGCUCAGAUUAAGUUGACAGAUGUAAAAAUACUCUGUGCAAUUUACCAUUUUCAUCUUCUUCCCCGAUUUUGAGGAGUCAAGGGGCUAUGGCCAUAAUAUGAGUAAAAUGUCAAAGCCUUCUGAGCACAUCACUUGGACCAUGAACUGUGUUCUACUCUCACCCACCAUCUCAUUCACUCAUCAUGAACAGUUGGGUGAAGCGGUAUCACUAUCCCCAUUUUUAUAGAUGCAGAAACUAAGGUUCAGGGAAGUAAAGCCCUUGUGUAAGGACUCUUAGCUAGUAAGUGGUAGAUCCAGGAUCCCAACUCAGGUCUGUCUGACCUCAAAGCCCCCGAUUGGAAAUCACUUUGAAUAUGUGCAGAACCCCAGUGGCAGCUCAGUGGAAUAGACAGAUGUGCAAGGGUCAUCUUUUCCAUUGAUCAUCAAGGGGAGCUCGGCUUGGAGGCUCAACCCAGCUGCCUUGCUUAUGACUCUUCUGUGGCUGAAGAACUCAGACCCUGGAGACCCAUAGCCCUGGUGCGAAUCCCACUCCACCACUAGAGACUCUGUGACUCCAGACCAAGCAUCUUGCUUCUCUGAACCUGUGUGUGACUGCAGAGGCAUUCCCAGCAGGUUGUUGUAUGGAUUGGAAGGGAGCAGACAGUAGACGCCAGGAGCACGGUUCCCACGGUCCACUUUUCCUGCAAAUAUGUCUACAUUGGCUACUGAGCCCCACUCCCUAAGAUCUUUAUUUGUUUAGUGCUUUCUUCUCAGAGCAGGGAAGUGGUGGCGCCUGACCCGAGCAUGUAGCCACCUAUGACUUCCUGAGUGGGGCUGUGGGGAGAGGGCCCAGCGGAGUCUGAGGUCCUAAGGCCUUGGACUUCAAAGAAGGGGAGGGCUUUGUUUGUCACUGUUGUGACUGGUGCAACAUGCCACCGGCAGGGUUGGGCUGUCAGAAGAAUUUCUGCUCCCUCUUCUAGGCUUAGUCACAGAGUUGCCGAAUCCUAAAGCCCAGAUACAGACCACCAGUUGAAACUUGCUUUUUUUUUUUUUUAAACAGAUGGGGUAACCAAGACCUACAGUGAGAAAGUGACUUUUCCCUGAGGUCACCCAGGUAAAAGUGACAGGGCAGAGCUAAAGGACCUUGAACCUGAAUUUGGGACCAGCCUCCAGGACCCUGGGGAUUUCCACCAGAAGCCUUUGGUCACCAUACAGGGGAUUUUUCUCACCACGAAGGGUAAUUCCUGCUCCAUCCCUGCUGUGACUCAGCUGUGACGUUGAACUACACACAGCCAGAGAGGAAAAGAUCAAAUCACCAGAGACUCUGCUCACCAGAGAGGUGGCCGAGGCCAGAACCCUCCUCUCCUCUCCCCACGGACUCCACAGGGCUGCCUUCUGGCCUGGAGCAGCUUGCACGGCCCCCAAGAUGGCCUCCAACUCGGCCAGCAGCCCCCACCAGGCCCCUGAUGAGAAUGAGUUUCCCUUCGGGUGCCCUCGCACUGUCUGCCAGGACCCACCAGAACCCAGGGCCCUCUGCUGCACAGCCUGUCUCUCUGAGAACCUGAGAAACAGCCCAGAUGGGAUCUGUCCCAAAUGCAGAGGGGACAACCUCCAAUCUGAAAGCCCAAGGAGCCUUCUGACUCAGGAGAAGGUUCACCCUGAGGUGGCUAAGGCUGGAGUCGGGUGUCCCUUUGCAGCUAUUGGCUGCUCCUUCAAGGGGAGCCCGCAGGCCGUGCAGGAGCACGAGGCCUCCUCCUACGCCAGCCACCUGAGCCUGCUGCUGGGGUUCAUGAAGCACUGCAAGGCCCAGCUGGGCCCUGGCCUGGGCUCUGGGCCCAUGGCCCUGGAGCAGAACCUGUCAGACCUGCAGCUGCAGGCGGCCGUGGAGGUGGCGGGGGACCUGGAGGUGGACUGCUACCGCGCCCCCUGCUCCGAGAGCCAGGAGGAGCUGGCCCUGCAGCACUUCCUGAAGGAGAAGCUGCUGGCCGAGCUGGAGGAGAAGCUGCGUGUGUUCGAGAACAUCGUGGCCGUCCUCAACAAGGAGGUGGAGGCCUCCCACCUGGCCCUGGCCGCCUCCCUCCACCAGAGCCAGCUGGACCGUGAGCACAUCCUGAGCCUGGAGCAGAGGGUGGUGGAGCUGCAGCAGACCCUGGCCCAGAAAGACCAGGCUCUGGGCAAGCUGGAGCAGAGCCUGCGCCUCAUGGAGGAGGCCUCCUACGACGGCACCUUCCUGUGGAAGAUCACCAACGUCGCCAGGCGGUGCCAUGAGUCCGCGUGUGGCAGGACCAUCAGCCUCUUCUCCCCAGCCUUCUACACUGCCAAGUAUGGCUACAAGCUGUGCCUGCGGCUGUACCUGAAUGGGGACGGCACUGGGAAGAGGACCCACCUGUCACUCUUCAUCGUGAUCAUGAGGGGGGAGUACGAUGCUCUGCUGUCCUGGCCUUUCCGGAACAAGGUCACCUUCAUGCUGCUGGACCAGAACAACCGUGAACAUGCCAUUGACGCCUUCCGGCCCGACCUGAGCUCAGCGUCCUUCCAGCGGCCUCAGAGUGAAACCAAUGUGGCCAGCGGCUGCCCGCUCUUCUUCCCCCUCAACAGGCUGCAUUCGCCCAAGCACGCCUACGUGAAGGACGACACCAUGUUCCUCAAGUGCAUCGUGGAGACCAGUGCUUAGGGCAGGGGGGGCCCCUGAGGGAGGACCAGCUGAGACUGGGGGCCUGGCACCCACCACCCCGGGACACAGGAUGGGCCAAGACUGACAUGAUCUGUGCAGGACCAGCAGGUUCACUGUGACCGCUGUCAGGAUGGCGUGACCUUGGGCUGGGCCGUACAGGCAGAGGACUAAAGGAGGCGGGCGGGGUGCUCCCAUCCUUGCAGCCCGUGCAACACUGGUAGGCCCAGGAGCGGCUCCACCCUGAAUGUUGAUGCACCCCGAGGGGCGCCCAGUGAGCCUGAGCAGAGAAGCUUGCAGGAUAGGAGGUCUCUGCAGGGCCCCAGUGGAGAACUGGCCACACGCUGUCUCCCUGCUCAGGGCCAGAACAAGGACCAGGGGAAGUGGCAGGAGCCAAUGUGGGUUCAGUCGGUCCAGACCUGGACUGAGGCCCUCGUCACCGGAGGACCACGUGAGGGAAAGGGCAUCAUUCUGGAGGCUGCAUUUGUGCACCUUUAAUGUUUCUUAGAGCCAAGGAAGCCCCAUUCCACACCUGCUGGCCCAGGGUAGCCUAGUGUCUCAGGGACCCCUGGGACAUUCAGGAGCCUCCCACCCUUGGGUCCCUCCCUCACCUUCAGUGCCACCAGGCAGGCUGAGCUGGCCCACACCUCCCCCUCCCCUGGGGCCUGGAAGCUCGGUUUCCCCUGUGAGCAGACACAGCCCCUGUGUCUGGUGUCUCCACCAGCCAGAGCCCCCCUUCCCUUCAUCCAGAUAAGACCAGGUCACUGCAGGCUCCGGGGAGCAGCCGUUGAACGUGGAGAAGGGCAGGGGGCAGAGACCGCUUUCCACUUCCCCUGCCUGGAGGCCCCCGUUGUGGGGCUUUCCAGAAUCCUGUGUCCAGUUCACUAUCCAAGUUAUUCACUUCUCAGGUUUGACUAAUCGGGACCGCUGGGCACUGGGCAGAGGUUGACCUUUUAAAUAUGUAUAACAACCAAAGAAAGAAUGUUUUUUCAAAUCUCUUUGAGGAUUUCAUCCAGUAUACAGUCGUGGUCAUCCCAAGCCACACUUGAGAAGGCCGUCACUGAGCUGGAGGUGGUAUGGCCAGUUUUGCGGGUGGCAUCAGAGGCCACUGUGCCACAGGCACAUUCCCCCUCGGCCUCAGUCUUCUCCUUUCUGUAAUGGGGAGACCCUCCCCAGCCUGCCUCCCAUGGUGGGUUUUGUGAUAAUGCUCAAGGGAGGUGACACACAGGAGGGGCUGGAGAGAGGAGCCCCUGCAGCUUCCUGCCUGUCACAGUGGUUGGUGGCCCUUGCUUGUUUUCUCGCCUCCCAGGGGCCCUGAGACUUCCCAUGCCACUUAGGGCAUCAGGUCAGGCCCUGACCCCUCACCCCUGCAGCCUCCCGAUGGCUUACUGGGGCUGCGAUUGACUUCAAUCCUCAGGGCUUCGGGUUCUCAUCUGUGAAAUGGGUCAUUUGCCUGCCUGUUUCCCCUAGCGCAGGGUCUGGGAGAUCAAAAGACCUGACAAGAACAAUUUUAGGGGAGGAAAAGCGUAUUUGGCGCUGUUGGUUUCAGAGGUCUCAGCUCCGUCCUCUGCCCGAGGUGACGCAGAGCAUCAUGGUGGAGGAGAGCAUCUCAGGACAUGGCAGCAGGAAGCAGAGAGAGAGAGAGACUACUCUGCUCACCAGGGACAAAAUAUAUACGCCAAUGGCAUGUCCCCAAUGCCCCACCUCCUCCAUCCACACCCCCUGCCUACAGUGGCCACCCAGUUAACCCAUUCAGGUGGAUUAACACACUGAUUAGCUUAAGGCUCUCCUAUCCCAAUCCCUUCACCUCUGAAUGCCUCACUGUUGUCUAACACAUGAGCUUUGGGGGACCACCUCAUAGCUGAGCCGAGGCACGGGCAUCCGGGUCGGUAAGGUAAAAGCUUCUCUCUUGCUUGUCCUCCCUGGAGAGUUACCUGUCUGUCCCCAUGCACAUCUGGUGGGGGUGAGGGCAGCCUCACGGCCAUCAGAAUGUUCAGUGUCCAGAGACUCCGUCCUCUCUGCUUGGACUUGGCCAGUCGCCUGCCAUCUCUAGACUCCACUGUGGACGGUGGGCGGUGGCAGAUGCAGGCCAGUUGCACUGACCUCGCCGGAGUCUGGGCACUGACUGCUGGACUGAGGGAGGCUUCUUGCCACUGGGAGUGUUGGUGGGGUCUUUGCUCCGCCCAGGCCCCUGUAUCUUGGGGAGCUUAGGAUCUGGCCCUGCCUGCCCUCACAGGGCCACUGGUCAACAUCCUCACAGCCCAUGGCUCUGUUCCUGGGGUCAGGAUGUGCAGAUCACUUGAGACCUUAUCCCCAGCCUCAGCCUGGCGUCUGGUCGAGAUUGAAUGCGUUGGAGUCCAAUUUUGGUGCUGGCUCUGUUACUUAGCAUCCUCGGGCAAGUUAUGUAACUUCUCUAGGCCUCAGUUCCUCAUCUGUAAAAUGGUGCUAGUAACUUCACCCUUACAGGGGUGUUGAGGAGUUGAAGUCAGGCAGUGCACGGCAAGAAUUGGUAGAGGUGGUUUGGUGAGCUUUCUAAAUGGCAUCUACUGUUACUUCCACGGCCACUGGUACCAGUUCAACCCUUGGCCUUCAGCCCACUGAUGGGAGCCAGAAAUCAAGACCAUAACACCCCCCUUCCCAAUGGUCUGGCUCUGCCUCCCAAUCCCUGCUGACCUCAGGCUGGUCCUUCCCCUUGCAGGGCCUUGGCCACCCGCCUAGAUGUAAGAGGGUAGGAACCACAACCUCUUCACCCCAGGCCACAAGAAAUGGCCCAGAGCCAGACAUUCAGGAAGCAGUGACUAAGGGCUAUUCCACAGGCUGGGCACCCAGUCCCUGGGAAGUUGAUUCUGCAAAGCCCUGAUCUGCAGCUGGCCAAGAGGGAGUAGAUGCCCCACCCCCUGGGCUGAUGCUGCCUAAUGGUGAGCUGAGUGGGCAAUGUGCCCAGCGCUCCUUUUGGAUUGCAAUCAGGUGUUUUCAAAGCCCGCGUGGCCCUGGACCCUGUCCUUCUGCCCAAGGUCUCUUUGCAGGUCAGCCUAGGUUGGGGUGGAGCAGGAAUGAAGGGGCGGGGGUUGGAGGGAAGGAAGGACCUGACAGAGACAGAGCUCCCCUCCUGCUCCUGUCUGGCUCCUGCCAGUGGCUGGCCCUGUUCGUAAGUGUGGAUGACACUUUGGCUCAGCAGUAGUCUGUCUGGGGGCACCUGUGGAGACUGUGAAGUGAGCACCCAGAAUCUCUGGCCUGGGGGAGCCUGCAGAGAGUCUCUCACUCCAGCCACCUGCCCACUGGGAGCUGGGCACAGGGAAGGUGCACGAGGAGCUCAGGGGAGCCAGCACCAGGCCCCAGGCUCAGUCUUCUCCCAAGUCUCAAAAGGCUCUGGCCUGAUCCUGUGCCCCCGACAGACCACCUCACUGCCCCACAGGAAGAGCAGAGCUGGGGGACGGCUGAGCCUUGGGCAGGACGUUUGCCAGGAUGGAAAGCCUGCUAGCUGCUGUCCCCAAGGCUUUCUAGAAGAAGGCAGGGGACAAAAAGGCUCUGUGGGCUUUGCAGGCACCUAAGGUUCUCCAACCCGUCCAGGGCACUGCAGGCCAGGCAACCGGGGUGCAGUAGUUCUCGCCCCUAAAGGCAGAUCAGCCUUGGCUAAGCCAUAGCUCCAGUGUCGGGUGUCUCUGUGACCCUUUUACACAGCGCUCCAUUUCUGGCCCUGUUCGCCUUUUUGCCAUGGGGCAGGGAACCAAAGCUCAGAGAGGGCACGGGGAAUGUGGCAAGGUGGACCCGGCUGGACUGUCAACUCACUGGGAACCUCUGGCAAGCUCUUCUUCACUCUGGGCCUCAGUUUUCCCAUCUGUAAAAUGAAGCAGGUGAACCAUAUGGUCCCUGGGGCCCCUCCUUGAACUGAGGUCUUUUGCAUGGGGCAGCAGCACCCCUAACCUGCCACUAGACCCCCUUUAUAGAUAAAUAGUACCUUCACACUGGUAGCUCAGUGCAGAUUAGCCUAGGCAGGGAACACUCUCCCCUCAGCCUCCAGAUGAAGCGCAGCCCUGCAGGCACCUUGACUUGGGCCCCAUAAGUCUCAUGUCAGAUUUCUGACCUCUGGAACUAUGAGAAUAGAUUGUUACAGGUUUAAGCCCCUAAGUUUGUGGUCCUGUUACAGCAGCCACGGAACACUGAUGCCCAUGGCAAACUGUGGCUACACCAAAUUGAGAUGGCGUAAGUCUAAAACACAUAAAAGAUUUGGAGGACUCCAUAGAAAAGAGAAUUUAACUUAUUGUUUAUUUUUUAUAUUGAUGACAUGCUGAAAUGAUAAAAAUUUUGACAGAUUAAAUAUAUUAUUGACAUUA